UAAAACAGGGGAGCCUUGGGGUAAUUACUUUUAAUUUAAAAUCAAAUCAGUGGAUGGAAAUGAAGUCUUUUCAAAGAGCAAUUGGAGUUUGCGUCUUAGAGUGAAUGCUAUUUAAUAGAGUAAUUAACAUGUGCUUUUUAUUCUUAACCUCUGACCUGUGCCCUCCCGCCCCUUUACCUAACCCUUUCCAUUUGCCCUGGUCAGUUAACAGGCAGGAACAUUUGAGAACAAUCAUGGAUGAUUAUGAUAUCAGGUCUGCUGCCAGCAUUUUGGCAUCUGUUAAAGAGCAAGAGGCUCGUUUCGAGCGGCUCACCCGUGCACUUGAAGAAGAGCGACGCAAUGUCUCCUUGCAGCUUGAACGCGCUAAUCAGCCCUCAGAACGAAUGAGCAUGUGCAACAUUGGCAAUGGUCAGCCACUGGCAACCGCGUGGCAGCAACUUGUCCUGCAGGACAUUCAGCAGCAAAGAACUGACCUUUAUUGCUUGGUCUAAAGGAGUAACUCCAUUAGCUGUUAGCAGUUGUAAGUUGUUAUCCUGAUGAUUAGCCACUAGAGG
Molecule: messenger RNA, 554 nt
Organism: Mauremys reevesii (Reeves's turtle)
Lineage: Eukaryota; Metazoa; Chordata; Testudines; Geoemydidae
Product: armadillo repeat protein deleted in velo-cardio-facial syndrome-like
Exons: 2
Coding region: 105-491 (128 amino acids)
Source: RefSeq, a predicted model, not a curated record